AUGGCUCCCACACCAGUAAGCGACAACCCAUCCACCCAAACAAGAACCACUGCUUCACAUAACCGCACCUACUGGACAAAAUCCCACAUCGCCCUAACCAUCGUCUUCGGCCUCCUCUUCCUCGCCCUCUUCCUAGCAGCCCUCCUCUUCUUCCUCCACCGCCGCUCCCAAGCCAAGAAAAAAUCCCUCUCCCACCGCCAAUCCGACAGCGCCGCCCUCCUCUCAAACGAAGACAAAACACACAUGUUCAGCCGCAAUCGCGCAAGUAGUGUUCCCCUAUAUCUCGACCAGGAUGCUACAACCCAUUCCACAAAUCCACAAAACACCCAACCCCUCACCCUCGUGCCCCUGCAAAUCACACCCAUACACCAACAACAUACUGCCGUUCCACCCUCCACCAUCACACAAAGUUCGGGCAGUGGCGUUACAGAUCGAAGUACUCCUACUCUCUACACUUCUGCUACCACAACCACCACCAUUACCACUUCUACAAUCACUCCUUCCUCCACACUCCUUCUAAGCCCCGUCUCCCCGCUCUCCAACUACGACCCCGAUAUGGAUAUUGAGUCCGCGUCUCGUGCGCGCAGCGCGAGUUCUGCAAGUCAGCGGGCGCGGUAUUAUGGGGGUGGGCCGUUGAGUGGUGAGGUUUCGCCGGUUGCUAGGGUUGCGGGGUCGGGAUAG
Molecule: messenger RNA, 681 nt
Organism: Plenodomus lingam JN3
Lineage: Eukaryota; Fungi; Ascomycota; Dothideomycetes; Pleosporales; Leptosphaeriaceae
Source: RefSeq, a predicted model, not a curated record